ACUAGAUGUAAAUAUAACAAAACAAUUGUUUUUAAAAUAUAUUUUAUAUUAUAAUACGAUCAUCGACCAUGAGUGGAGGUUUAGUACCAAGUAAAAGUACUGUAUACGUUUCAAAUUUACCUUUUGAUUUAAAAAAUAAUGAUAUUCAUAAAUUGUUUGAAAAACAUGGGAAAAUUGUAAAAGUAACUGUUUUGAAAGAAAGAGAUACAAGAAGGAGUAAAGGAGUUGCUUUUAUAUUAUUUUUGAAACCGGAAGAUGCAGCAAAUUGUGUUGAUGAAAUUAACUUGAAAGAAAUGUUUGGAAGGACUUUAAAGGCGAGUAUUGCCAAAGAUAAUGGGAGAACAAAGGAAUUUAUUCGAAGAAAGGAGUAUCCAAAUAAAACAAUGUGUUAUGAAUGUGGAGAGUAUGGUCAUUUAAGCUAUAAAUGUGAGAAAAAUUUACUUGGUGAAAGGGAACCUCCACCCAAAAAAAUUAGAAAAAGGAAGAAAAGAAAUGAAACAUCCAACAAGUUAACUAAGGAGCAAAAGGAAUACUUUGACACUAGUGAUGAGGAUAGAGGUAAUAAUGAUGAAAACGAUGAGGAAGAGGAAGCAGUUGAUGAUUGUGAAACAUUAAGUGCUGCUAUAGCUUUAGAACACGAAAAAUAUGAACUAGAGGAUUAUAGGUAUAAAGUUGCCACAGGAAAUUAUUGUCCAGUCGAAGAAAACAGUUUGAACAAGAUACCUAGAAAGAAAAUUAAGAAAAGUGAAUAUUUUAGUGAUGAAGACGAAAGUGAUUAAUAUUUUAAUUUUUUAUCAUUAUAUAUUUCUCGAAAUGGAACUUAACUGUAAGAUUUUGUUCAGUAUGUUUAAAAUAAAUACUAUAAUCAAGAA
Diabrotica balteata is the source of this 872-nucleotide messenger RNA. The record is from the annotation of a GenBank genome assembly. NCBI's taxonomy places the organism in Eukaryota, Metazoa, Arthropoda, Insecta, Coleoptera, Chrysomelidae.